Molecule: messenger RNA, 954 nt
Organism: Vespa crabro (European hornet)
Lineage: Eukaryota; Metazoa; Arthropoda; Insecta; Hymenoptera; Vespidae
Product: cytochrome c
Exons: 4
Coding region: 155-481 (108 amino acids)
Biological process (GO): mitochondrial electron transport, cytochrome c to oxygen; mitochondrial electron transport, ubiquinol to cytochrome c
Cellular component (GO): mitochondrial intermembrane space
Molecular function (GO): electron transfer activity; heme binding
Source: RefSeq, a predicted model, not a curated record
AGCCAUUGAAAUACUUUGGAACACAAGCUCGCACGUAUCACUGGUGGUUUAUUCAUCGAUCGAAGCAUCUAUUCGCGGUCAGCGAACGGUUGAUUCUUGUCCUUCCCUGUUACUGAAGAAGUACGAGCAUAUCUAACAAAUCGAAGCAAUAACUAUGGGUGUACCAGCAGGUGAUCCAGAAAAGGGAAAGAAGAUCUUCGUACAGAAAUGUUCACAAUGUCACACGAUAGAAGCUGGCGGCAAACAUAAAGUAGGUCCUAAUUUACAUGGUCUGAUCGGUAGGAAAACUGGCCAAGCGCCCGGUUUUGCGUACACGGAUGCUAACAAGGCUAAAGGUAUCACUUGGAAUAAGGAUACGUUGUUCGAAUAUUUGGAAAAUCCAAAGAAAUACAUUCCCGGCACGAAAAUGGUGUUCGCCGGUUUGAAGAAACCACAAGAACGUGGAGAUUUAAUCGCUUAUUUAGAACAAGCAUCGAAAUAAAAUCGCUGUGCCAUAUCGAAGGUGGUGAAAAAGAAAUUCUCGUGCGGGUUGAAUGUCACGCAAGAUAUCUUAGUACGAUUAUCAUCUUCAUUCUUGCGUACGUUUAUCUCACAUUUCAUUAAAACUCAUUUUUAACAACUCUCCUCCUUCUGCCACUAAAAAAAAAACAACAACAACAAAAGAAAGAAAAGCGUUUUCUCGAUAUUUAAAUAGUGAUGAAUUGUUAUUAUUGUUAAUAAGUAGGUAUACAGUGUUGUAACUAUGUACAUUGACAAAGGGGCUUGGCUAGAACUAGCCCCAUUUCUUCAUUCACGAAGAUAUUCCGGUGCUCGUGUCACAGAUGGCUGAGCCAUUUGCUAAUCGUACACCGUAAUUAUUUAUUAUCAUUGUACCGAUCGAAUCAUUCGACUAAUGUUUGUCUUCUCUGUACAACGUACCAACGUCAGAAUACAGAUUCGAUGAUAAAUUUGUAA